Messenger RNA from Cylindrotheca closterium, 1350 nucleotides. Lineage: Eukaryota; Bacillariophyta; Bacillariophyceae; Bacillariales; Bacillariaceae. The record is from the annotation of a GenBank genome assembly.
AUGUUGUGGCACAAGGUCCCCAACUCCAUUUACUUUCGCCGUGGCUCCAUGGCGACCGCCAUGGAAGACCUUAAGAAAUUCAAACGAGUCUGCAUUGUGACGGACUCAUUUUCCUACAAACAAACACCGUUCGUCCACGAACUGAUUGAUCUGCUGAACGCCAAAAGCAGCCACCAGAAUUACCUGGACUAUCAUGUCUUUUACGAAGCCGAAGAUGCCACCGAAGGUACCAUCAAGAAGGGAGUGGACGUCAUGCGGAAUUUUAAGCCAGAUUUAAUCAUUGUCAUGGGAGGUGGUAGAACCAUGGAGGCAGCGAAACUCAUGCAUGUUCUAUACGAAGACCCAACUGCGGACUUGAAAGACUUGUCUGAUGAUUAUGGUGGAAUGCAACAAUGGUUGUCUGAAUCAUGUGAAAACAACAAGAAUAACAAUGAUAGUACUAGCGGUACUAGUAUCAAGAAGAAGAAAGAAUUCCCUAAAAUGGGCAUCAAGGCCAAACUGGUUUGCAUCCCCACGACAUCUGGCAGCGGUACCGAAGUGACUCCGUUUGCGACCAUGGUGGUAGGAGGCGGUGCCCUUGGCAACUUUCAACACAGGCGUUGUCCCAUUGCUCACUUCGAAUUGACUCCCUUUAUGGCCAUUAUUGAUGCCAACUUGGUCAUGAAUAUGCCUCGCGAUAUCACUGCCCAAGCUGGAAUGAAUGCCUUGGCACAUACCAUUGAAGCCUACGCGUCCGUCUGCAGCAAUGAAUUCACCGAUGGACAAGCACUCCAAGCCUUGAAACUACUCAAAACCUAUCUCCCUCGUGCCUAUCUUCAUGGAAAAGAAGAUCCGAUUGCAAGAGAAAAGGUUCAUAACGCAGCCACCAUUGCUGGAAUUGCUCACGCCAAUGCCGGCAUGGGCAUUUGUCACUCCAUGGGACACGCUUUAGAAACAUUGUUGAAUAUUCCUCGUGGCAUGGCAAAGGCACUCCUAUUGACCAAUGUGGUCCGAUACAAUACAACACAUUAUACUACUUCACAAGAAGAAGCCGAGGCGGAACAAAUAAUGGAAUGCCAAUAUGCUGAAAUGGCGAGGCACUUGAGACUCACAAAGCCCGACGACGACUCCAAGGAUGCAAGCACUGCAUUCGUGGAGUGGUUGAACAAGAUCAAGGAAGAUUUGUCAAUUCCUACCUCCAUACAGGAGUGGGGCAUCAAGGAAAAUCAAUUCAAGAAUCAGCUGGAGUCCUUGGUAGAAAUGGCAUGGGAAGAUCCCUGUGUGAGCACCAAUUCGAGACCACCCAGCAAAAACGAUCUUCGAACCAUCUUGUUGGACUCUUACUACGGUCGUCCUUAUCUGGAACUAUGA